This is a messenger RNA of Empidonax traillii (willow flycatcher), 1425 nucleotides long. It is a transcript of the gene TRMT11, whose product is annotated as tRNA methyltransferase 11 homolog. Gene Ontology annotation, biological process: methylation. Gene Ontology annotation, cellular component: cytoplasm. Bases 43 to 1314 code for a protein of 423 amino acids. The record is from RefSeq and is a predicted model, not a curated record. Lineage: Eukaryota; Metazoa; Chordata; Aves; Passeriformes; Tyrannidae. The transcript has 12 exons. Gene Ontology annotation, molecular function: nucleic acid binding.
CCCAUCCCGGCGGCGCAUGCGGCGGGCGGGGGAUGGCCGGCCAUGGCGCUGGCGGCCUCGGCGCUCCGGCGGUACCUGCUGCUGCUGGCGCAGGAGCACCUGGAGUUCCGCCUGCCGGAAAUAACAUCAUUGCUCUCCCUUUGUGGUGGAAAAUUCAGCGGUGAGCAGGAAAUUCGUGUUAAUUCUCCAUUUUGGAUUCUCAAUAUUCCUUCAGAAGAGAUGGCAAGGGGACUAAUGAAACGGACAGUAUGUGCAAAGUCUAUAUUUGAACUGUGGGGUCAUGGAAGAUCUGAGGGGGAGCUCUAUGCCUCUUUGAAGAACUAUCCAGUGGACAAGAUGCUUCCAUAUCUACAGUCAGACUCUACUUACAAAGUACAUAUUCAUACAUUUAAUAAAACACUGACCCAAGCACAGAAAAUAAAAAAGAUUGAUGCCCUUGAAUUUCUGCCAUUCAAAGGAAAAGUAAAUUUAAAGAAUCCAGAACAUAUCUUCUGGAUUUUGGAAGAUUAUGGAACGGACCCAAAUAAUGUUCCAGAAGAGCCCUUUCAUCUGUAUUUUGGUAGAUGGAUUGCAGAUGGCCAAAGAGAACUCAUUGAAUCCUACAGUGUAAAGAAGAGACACUUUAUUGGAAAUACAAGCAUGGAUGCCUGCCUGUCUUUCAUUAUGGCCAACCAUGGGAGAGUAAAACCCAAUGAUGUUGUAUGUGAUCCAUUUGUUGGAACAGGUGGCCUUCUAAUCUCCUCAGCACACUUCGGAGCAUAUGUGUGUGGUACUGAUAUAGAUUACAACACAAUCCACGGAUUAGGCAAGGCAAGCAGAAAGAACCAGAAAUGGAGAGGGCCAGAUGAAAAUAUCAGAGCUAAUCUCCGACAGUAUGGUUUAGAGAAAUACUACCUCGAUGCACUGGUUGCUGAUUCUUCAAGGCCGAUAUGGCGAAAAGGGAUGCUGUUCGACGCAAUCAUUACAGACCCACCUUAUGGUAUCAGAGAAGCUACUCGCAGAACAGGUUCACUGAAGGAAGCAGUUAAGUCAGUUGAAAGAAGCGCAGAAAAUCACAUCUUCGUUUCAUCCAAUUAUCAUCUAAGUGACAUCUUUUUUGACCUGUUGAAGUUUGCUGCAGAACAUCUGGUGAUGGGAGGAAGAUUAGUUUACUGGCUGCCGAUAUACAGGCCUGAAUAUACAGAAGAAAUCAUUCCCCGCCACCCGUGCCUGAAACUUAUUAGCAACUGUGAGCAGAUGCUUUCCAGGCACACAUCAAGGCGCCUGAUUACCAUGGAAAAGGUGAAGGAAUUCAAGGUAAGCUUGAAUUCUUGAUUACAUUCUGUAAAAUAGUAGCUAUUGCAUUCAUGACAAGUUUGUGCUCUUUGCCAGUUGAUCCUUACUUAUAUCACACUUGAGUUUUUAUGGUCAGAUUUAGAGCUUUUG